ACUGCAGAUCUGCUAUGUGUGAAGGAUAGUUUUGCAGGACAACACAUUCUUAGUUGCAAGAUUUUUUUCUGAAUACUUUGCACAUGUCAUUGCAGAGCCGGCUGGCAUUCAGAGAAUUCACUGCUGAUCUCAUUAGCGAUCCCUUGAACAUGCAGCGUGACGUUUUUAUUUCCGCUUUGAAGAUUCUCUGUUUGAAUUUGGCUUCGGAUAUCUCAUUUUGAUAAGCCUAUGUUUCAUUAUCUUUCAGAUAACACUACGUGGAGGUCAGUGAACUCUUUGAUUGUGUAAUUUAGUGUUUCUCUUUAAAAUGAAUUUGAGAGCAAUUUGAGGUGGGGAUGUCUCACUCAUAUCCUUCUAAAGAAACAAGCAUUUGGGAACCUUUUAUAGAAAAAAGCACAGUUGUGAGUGCACUGGAAUUCAGGUCAGAGGUAGCAAACCUUAGGAGAGCCCAGGAAUGAAGACGGCUGUUUUGAAUAGUUAUUUCAUGUGUAAGGACAAAAGAAAGCCACUGAACUCAGAAGGGGCAUAGCACAGACUUGCUCUCAGAGGGAGACUUCUGCACCAGACUGUAGGCUGACACCGGUGACCAGUGACAGCUGGGGCUGAGCUGUACACCCAGGGGAGCAGGGCCCAGGCAGCCUGCCAUGAGAUCGUGCUCCAAGGACCGGUCGUUCUGCUGGACCCACGGGCUCCUGGUAUUCAUCAGCCUGCUCCUCAGUGUCUGCAGCUCUGCAGCCAACACUUCCGGAGCGCAUGGCUCUGCUGUGAAGGAUUCUGGAAACCACAUUUAUCUGAAGCGCAUCCGAGGAGGUUCUGUCUUGUUUAAUGUGACCGAGAAGCCCAUGGCAGAUGCAGGAGCCGAAAUACAGGAGGUUUUAUGGGGUUUGGGCACUCCGUUCAAGCACAGGCGGCUGCUGCAAGUCCGUAGAGGAGCCGACUCCCCCACCUGGUUGAGCCUCCAGGACAAGUUCAAGCAGAGGGUCCAUGUGCCCAGCCUGUGGUCUCUGAGGAUUGAGAACCUGGCCCCUGAAGACAGUGGGCCAUACGUGGCCAUGACCCGCUUAACUGAUGGACAAAUGCUUGGUCACGUUUUCUACCUGACUGUCUAUGAGCCUGUGCCUCACCCUGAGAUCCUGGCCAAGUCACUGUCUAUCACACCAGGCCUGUGUAACAUCACUCUGGAGUGUAGGGUUCCAGGGGCCACCCAGGAUCUGAAUGUGACUUGGGAGAGCAAGGGCCUCUUCAGAGAGCUGGAACAGAGAGACACACCAGGAUCAACCGCCAAGCUUUGGACCCUGGCUGUGAGCCUGCCCCUGAGCCAGCGGAUCGGCGAUCUCACCUGUGUGGUCAGCAACCAGGUGGAUCAGAAAGCUGCGACCUUAGACCUUGGGAAAGUCUGUGCCCAAGGUUUACACAAACAGGAUGUGACUAGACUGCUGCCAGGCAUCCUAGGGGCUUCUGUGGCUGUGCUGUUAGUCCUGGGAAGUGGGCUGUAUGUUUUGAAGACAUGUCAGAAGAAGAAGAUGGUGAUGGAAAUAAAAAGGGGUGGAGGAUUGCAGAAGAACCAUGGGGUUGAUGAUGGUGGCAUCCCCUUUGAGACGCUCAGCCAGCAAGUGCAAGGUGAGGGCAAGGACAAGAGCAUCGGUGAACAAUAUCUGGGAAAAAAGGAAUCUCUCAUUACUACCUGCAGUGAGGUCUGUUAUCCAGACCAGACGAUGGAGAUCAUUUGAUUGGAGGAAGCAGGAGGAUCUGGCACUCCCAGGACACCUGCACUCUGAGCCUAAGUCCUGCAGACCCCUGCCUUUCCCAGCUCUGAUUCAGUUCCAGCUUCCCCUUGUGUGUGUUGAAUUGUCAGAGGCUGCAGUAAAUGUACUCCCUUGGAGAGGCAUCGCUGCCAACAUUUCUGAAAGGCUAUGUCAGUACCAGUGGGGCCCCUGCAACAAUACUUGCCAUCCAGCCUGGACUUUCUUGGACCAAAUCAAUCAAUCUAUCUUUGCCAAAAUCAGAUGAAAUGUCAACUCCAACCUUGCCUUGCAUCAAAAGCCUUGGUAUCCUGCCCAAUAUGCCUAAAACGGCAUAUACUGGGAGACUACUGUGCUGGUAGCUGGUCUCCAUAUAGCUCCCCUUUGUUUGGAGACUUUAAAUGGCUACGCUAAUGCCACUCUGGGGUUUCCCCCACCAGACAAUUGUCAACACAUACUCCAAAUCAAUAACACUACCCCCAACGAAACACAGUCUCUUUCCUACUUCAAUAGCACCUUAUACACUCUAAUUAUAGUGAAACCAUUGCUAUCCCCUGGGGGCCCUCUGGCUAUGCAGAUCCUGUGGGUGGUGAUACCUGCCUCCACAUUGGACAGGGACAUGCACUGAGGGUGGCCAUUAAUUUUAUUCAUGGUCUGGGAUAAUAUUCCCCUCCCCAGUAAUCUAGAUGCUUGCAAACCUCACUGGUUAUGAAUGUGCCAGACUCUUUUUUGGUGGGACCCUAUCACAGCAUUCUUUCCCUGCCACUGGUACAAUCCUGUUUCAGCAACAAAUUAAAAUAGUAAGCUUAUAUGUAGUAAAAGCUCUUAAUGAUAGUAGCACUAAACUUGUGUUGUCGUUGGAUGAAUUUGCUCAGCUGCAUACUGUUGCAUUGCAAAAUCGAAUGGAAUUAGAUACGUUUACCGCAGUCCGAGGAGGGGUUUGCACCUUACUGUAUACUGAAUAUUGUAUGUAUAUCCCUGACAAUUCUCACAAUAUUACCCUUCUUGCCCAAGACAUGCAAAAACAAGUAAAACAGUCAGAAUCUAACCAUCAGCAUCCCAUCAUGGACUGACUGUCCAGCUGGCAUUGGCACUGGCCAUGGUAGGUGUGGAUUUUAUUAAUUAUGCUUCUAAUUUUCCUAUGCUUGUCCUGUAUGUGUAACCUAUAUCAACUAUGUAUUCCUGGUUUAUCUGUAAGGUAUUUUCCUUAUAACUGAGUACUAAAUUGAGGCCAAAUGUGGAGCAGAAGUUAAAUAUUAAAUUUAAACUCAAUUGAACAUGGACACAAACCAGAUAACUUCUAAUCUUAUGGCCUUGGGCAGUCUAGUCUACAGACAUGAAGGAAGUUUGUUUGGGAAAAAAAUAUUGAAGAAUAAUUUAUAGAAAAAAGAACUGUAUAUGGUAAAUUCUUAUCCUAAAAGUAAUUAACUGAUUUUUUUUUUUGAGACGGAGUUUUGCUCUUGUUACCCAGGCUGGAGUGCAAUGGCGCGAUCUCGGCUCACCACAACCUCCGCCUCCUGGUUUCCGGCAGUUCUCCUGCCUCAGCCUUCUGAGUAGCUGGGAUUACAGGCACGUGCCACCAUGCCCAGCUAAUUUGUUUUUUUUUUUUUUGUAUUUUCAGUAGAGAUGGGGUUUCACCAUGUUGACCAGGAUGGUCUCAAUCUCUUGACCUCAUGAUCCACCUGCCUCGGCCUCUCAAAGUGCUGGGAUGACAGGUGUGAGCCACCGCGCCCAGCCUAAUUACCUGAUUUAUUAAAAAAAAUAUACUUACAAGUCAGAAAGUUGAAGCUUGUCAAAAAUUGUCUGUAAAAGUCAUAAAAAUUUUGUAAAAAACUUUAUGCAAGAAAUGUUGUACAAUUUAAUUGUAAAAUAAAUUCUGUGUAUAAACAUAUUGGCUAAAGUUGAA
Molecule: messenger RNA, 3648 nt
Organism: Callithrix jacchus (white-tufted-ear marmoset)
Lineage: Eukaryota; Metazoa; Chordata; Mammalia; Primates; Cebidae
Product: SLAM family member 9-like
Cellular component (GO): membrane
Source: RefSeq, a predicted model, not a curated record